Cervus elaphus (red deer) is the source of this 3518-nucleotide messenger RNA. It is a transcript of the gene DSG4, whose product is annotated as desmoglein 4. The record is from RefSeq and is a predicted model, not a curated record. The transcript is spliced from 16 exons. Gene Ontology annotation, biological process: homophilic cell-cell adhesion. NCBI's taxonomy places the organism in Eukaryota, Metazoa, Chordata, Mammalia, Artiodactyla, Cervidae. Gene Ontology annotation, cellular component: desmosome; plasma membrane. Gene Ontology annotation, molecular function: calcium ion binding. The coding region runs from base 105 to 3230 and encodes 1041 amino acids.
CCCUCCUCGAAGGACAUUUCAAAGCACAUUUUCCAGAGCCGAAUUCAGGACAAGGACCAGACUCAAAUCAGAUCUCACUGCCCGUGCAAGAAAGACCCGGAGGAAUGGACUGGCUCCUUUUCAGGAACAUUUGCCUUUUGAUCAUUUUAAUGGUGGUGCUGGAAGUAAACAGUGAAUUUGUUGUUGAGGUGAAGGAAUUGGACGUGGAAAAUGGCACCGCAAAAUGGCAAACAGUCAGAAGACAGAAGCGGGAGUGGAUCAAGUUUGCUGCGGCCUGUCGAGAAGGAGAAGAUAACUCCAAGAGGAAUCCGAUUGCCAGAAUUCGAUCAGACUGUGAAGUGAAUCAGAAGAUUACAUACCGCAUCUCUGGGGCAGGAAUUGAUCGACCGCCCUAUGGAGUGUUCACCAUUAACCCUCGGACGGGGGAAAUUAACAUCACUUCAGUGGUGGACCGAGAAAUAACACCACUUUUCUUGAUUUAUUGCCGGGCCCUGAAUUCACGGGGUGAAGACUUAGAAAGGCCUCUUGAGCUUCGAGUCAAAGUUAUGGACAUAAAUGAUAACCCCCCAGUCUUUACACAAAAUGUGUACACAGCCAGCAUUGAAGAAAACAGCGAUGCAAACACCCUGGUGGUAAAGCUAAGUGCCACAGAUGCAGAUGAAGACAAUCAUCUGAAUUCUAAAAUUGCCUAUAAGAUCGUGUCUCAGGAGCCAGCGGGCUCACCAAUGUUCAUCAUGAACAGGUACACUGGAGAAGUGCGCACGACGUCCAAUUUCCUCGACAGAGAGCAACACAGCAUGUAUAACCUCCUCGUGAGGGGCUCAGAUCGGGAUGGAGCUACGGAUGGACUGUCUUCAGAGUGUGACUGCAGAAUCAAGGUUUUAGACGUCAACGAUAAUUUCCCCACUUUGGAGAAAACUUCUUACUCAGCGAGUAUCGAAGAGAAUUGUUUAAGUUCGGAACUGAUCCGAUUUCAAGCAAUUGAUCUUGACGAAGAAGGCACUGACAACUGGUUGGCAAAAUAUUUAAUUCUUUCUGGAAAUGAUGGGAAUUGGUUUGAUAUUCAAACAGACCCACAAACCAACGAAGGCAUUUUGAAAGUCGUCAAGACGCUGGAUUAUGAACAAGUGCCUAAUAUUCAUCUUAGCAUUGGAGUUAAAAACCAAGCUGAGUUUCACCACUCGGUUGCCUCUCAAUUCCGAAUGCACUCAACCCCUGUGAGAAUUCAGGUUGUUAAUGUGAGAGAAGGACCCGCAUUUCAUCCAAAUUCUAUGACAUUCAGUGUGCGAGAAGGAUUGAAAGGAAAUUCCUUAUUGAAUUUUGUGCUUGGCACAUACACAGCUAUAGAUUUGGAUACAGGAAAUCCUGCAACAAAUGUCAGGUAUAUCAUAGGACAUGAUGCAGGCAACUGGUUAAAAAUAGAUUCAAGGACUGGCGAGAUACAAUUUUCUAGGGAAUUUGAUAAGAAGUCAAAAUAUAUUAUCAAUGGGAUAUACACAGCAGAGAUCCUGGCUAUAGAUGAUGGCUCUGUAAAAACGGCCACCGGAACCAUAUGUAUCGAAGUUCCUGAUGUCAACGAUUACUGCCCAGUCAUUGUUGCUGAGAGAGAAAACAUCUGCAUUGCCUCUCCCUCCAUCCUCAUCUCUGCUGCAGACGUUAACAGUCACUCUUAUGGGUCUCCCUUUACCUUCUGUGUUGUUAAUGAACCCCCAGGGACAGCGAACAUUUGGGAUAUCAGAUCAGUAAAUGCUACCUCUGCAAUCCUGAAAGCUGAGCAGACUUUAUAUUCUGGAUACUAUGAAAUCCCAAUCCUAGUAAAGGACAGUUUUAACAGAGCAUGCGAAUUGCCGCAGAUCAUAGAGUUAAGGGCCUGUGACUGUGACAUCAACCACAUGUGCUUGUACCCGGGUACCACAGACAUCAGUACCGGGGAUGGUAGCUCUGUCACCAGUGUAUCUGUCACUGACGACCAAACUGAGGCUUCAAAUGUUGGUAUGGGAUCAACAGGGAUUGGCAUGAUCACUACGGGCAUCUUACUGCUGCUUCUGGCACCGCUCUUGCUGCUCCUGUGCUGCUGCUGCAAACGAAAACAGCCAGAAGGGCUGGGGACGAGUUUUGCUCCUGUGCCUGAGGGGGGAGAAGGAGUGGUGCAAUCCUGGAGAAUAGAAGGGGCCCAUCCCGAGGACAGGGAUGUGUCCAACAUAUGUGUACCAAUGACAGCCACUAAUACCCAGGACCGUAUGGACUCCUCUGAAAUCUACACUAACACCUACGCAGGUGGAGGAACGGUUGAAGGGGGUGUCUCGGGAGUGGAGCUCAAUACUGGUCUGGGGGCGGCCGCUGGCCUGGCUGCCGGGGGAGCAGCGGGCACCGUGGGGAGGAGGAGCUCGGCGGUGGGCAUCCAGCGGGACUAUGGGGACACCGGCCUGAACCUGGCUUUCCUGGACAGCUAUUUCUCUGAGAAAGCAUAUGCUUAUGCAGGAGAAGAUGAAGGCCGCCCCGCAAACGAUUGUUUGCUCAUUUAUGACCACGAAGGAGUAGGGUCUCCUGUGGGCUCCAUUGGUUGUUGCAGUUGGAUUGUGGAUGAUUUAGAUGAAAGCUACAUGGAAACUUUAGAUCCGAAAUUUAAGACUCUUGCUGAGAUCUGCUUAAACACAGAAAUUGACCCAUUUCCCUCACAGCAGUCCUGUAUCCCCAUCAGCACUGAUCUCCCUUUACUUGGACCAAACUACUUUGUUAAUGAAUCUUCAGGAAUGACUGUCUCAGAGGCUGAAUUCCAAGAAGAAAUGGCAAUACCUGAACCCGUGAUGCACGGGGAUAUUGUAGUGACCGAGACUUACACUACUGCUGAUCCAUGCGUGCAACCCACUGCGACUGUCUUUGAUCCUCAGCUUGCACCCAAUGUUGUAGUAACGGAAACAGUAAUGGCACCUGUCUACGAGGUUCAAGGGAAUAUUUGUGUCCCUGCUGAGUUAGCCAACACACACAACGUAAUCUAUGCUGAGAGAGUGGUGUCUAGUCCUGGUAGGCCUGACGUGAGCAGCAGUAGCAUGAGUGAUGGUUGUAGGGGACCUGUGAUGAGUGGUGGCAUUUUGGUAGGGCCAGAAAUUCAAGUGACACAAAUGGUGAGUCCAGACAUUCGCAUAAGCCAAACUAUUGGUUCCACAUCCCCAGUGACGUCUCGACACAGAGUCACACGGUACAGUAACAUACAUUACUCCCAACAGUAAGUGUUUUAUGGUCAAUACUCUCUAUGGAGACCAUGCACCUUGCAAUCACCAACAUGUCCAUCAAAGAUGCUCAGUGUACCAUAUUUAACAUUUUAAGUCAACAACUGUUCAAAAAUUCUAAAUUCAGUGAGAUUCUUUGGUUAUAUCUUUUGGGGCAUAAUAUCGCUAAGCACUUUAGACAAGCCUUUAAUUUUUUUUCUGAUUUUAAAUUAUGUGCCAAAAAAACUUAAAGAAAAUGUUACAUCCUUUGAUACUGUCUAAUAAAUAGCACAUAAUUCAUACAGUGAA